UUUAUUUUCAUUUAAAUUGAUUUACCGGUCACGCGUUACAUGAGUCUGCGUCGUGUGUUCUGUUUUCGAUAUACUGUUACAAUGUUGGCAGUGCGUGAAUAUUCUGUUGGGAGACAACGUUUCCUGGCAACAAUGACAUUUGGCCCUGCAUAUUAACUGGCGCAUCUCAGGCCUAUAUAGUGCUAAAUGGCGCUAAUUGAGGCUCUCGCUUCACAUAUCUUCCGAGUCGAUUUGAUCGUUGUUUGGUAUGGUAGUACACUGCUGCUGGAAGCUGUGUCAGUUGGUUGUGUCUCCAUUGUCCAAGCUCUCAUCAAAGCAAAGGCAGAGGUACAGGCCACAAAUGAGGAUGGCCGCACAGCACUUCAUAUAGCAGCAAGAGCAGGCUUAACAGAUAUAGUCACUCAUCUGUUGAAGGCUGGAGCUAGAAUAGAUGCUCGCACAUUGGACGGGGAGACCAGCCUCCACCUGGCUGUGUGGCGGGAACACGAAGAUGUCGUCAGGCAGCUGCUAGCAGCAGGAGCCAAGGCCAACAUACAGAGCAAGGAUGGAUGGACCCCACUGAGAUGGGCUGCAAAACUAAACCACAUGGGAAUAGCUAAACUGCUAGUUGAACAUGGUGCUGCCAUCAACUAUAAAGCCAAGACAGGAGAAACUCCUCUAUAUGAAGCUCUGCUGCAAUGUCACUUUGAGAUGGCUAGGUACCUGGUUGUGGAGGGAGCUGAUGUCAACCUGGGCUCACAGAAAUCCAGUUUUCCACAUUUGAUUGCAAAGUGCAAACACUUUCAGAAUCAUGGCAAGAAGUAUUUGGGCAUGUUGACGGUAGCUGGGUAUAACAUCCACAAGGACAGACUGCUGAGUGCUGGGAGUGUCAUGCCUAAGUUGGCCAGUGAACUAGACCAAGAGACAUUCCAGCAGUGGCUGCAGUCUAGUCGGGAGACUGUGCCAAGUCUCAUGUGCUUGUGUCGGACACGUGUUCGCCGCAGAAUUGGAUACUGUGUUCAAGGCAGGAGUAUUCGCUCAUCUAUAAAGAAAACACAACUGCCACAUAUUUUGGUUGAUUUCCUUCUUUUUGAGAAUGACAUCAAUGAAAUUGAAGAUAGUGGUGGGUGAUAGCAAUUUUUGGGAGUUUUAUUAAUUUUUUACAUAAUUGUAUAUCAGUAUGUUGAAUGUGCAAUAAACAAUUGCAGGACUUCUA
This is a messenger RNA of Haliotis rufescens (red abalone), 1195 nucleotides long. RefSeq names its product ankyrin repeat and SOCS box protein 16-like. The transcript has 7 exons. Gene Ontology annotation, biological process: intracellular signal transduction. Gene Ontology annotation, molecular function: protein binding. The record is from RefSeq and is a predicted model, not a curated record. The coding region runs from base 187 to 1110 and encodes 307 amino acids. NCBI's taxonomy places the organism in Eukaryota, Metazoa, Mollusca, Gastropoda, Lepetellida, Haliotidae.